Symbiodinium pilosum is the source of this 911-nucleotide messenger RNA. NCBI's taxonomy places the organism in Eukaryota, Dinophyceae, Suessiales, Symbiodiniaceae. The record is from the annotation of a GenBank genome assembly.
GAAAGUUCCUCAUGCUCAUUUCGAUCAUAGCCAACCAGAUCAUCUACUUCUUCAGUGACAAAGUCGCUGAAGACCUACAUCUGUGGUACAAGGAGCACAAGCAAAAGGCCUAUUUGGGCUUCUACCUUAUAGCCAUGGUUCUGGAGCUGAUGAUGGAUCUGUUCUUCACUGCGAGAACUACCUUCAACCAGCUAAUAGCGGCUGGUAGGCGAACCUACGGUGGAGAGAAGCUCUCGGACCUUGCGAGUUGGCACGAGGUGGUCCAGACUUAUGUUAUGCAAAAUGCUCUUGGCAACCAACUGUUGGAUUAUGCCUUCCCCUCUACCUUCCUGGCACCGUUCCUCUUCGAGCCCUUGCUUGGCUUCAUUCUCUAUCACCUCGGCAAGCUAAUGGUCCGUUCCCACGUUGCGUUGAGCAAGUACGACGCGCAGAGUGCGGUAAGUUGGUUCUGGGUCAAUGACCUUUCUCGCUAUGCCGACACCAUCCUGAAUCUGACCAUCGCAGUAAUCUUCCUGGCAAUCCACGGGGGCUUCAACGCGAGGGCUUUCGGCUACCUGUUGGGAUGCCACCUCUACAUCUAUCUCUUCGACCACUGGAUGCUUUUGCGCGCCAUGCCUCGAGCAAGGUACAACUUGAUGUCUGUGGACAGUUUAGCGCACAUGAUGAUGGUCAUACCAAAUGGUAUUGCUCUCGUAUGCUUGGUGUUCAAAGCCAACUGCAAGAACAUGCAAGAGCACCCGCUGGGCAGGCUGAUGCCCUUCGAGACAUAUUGCUUUGUAAGCAUGGAUCUCAUUCGUGUUUUGAUUUUAGCCUUCGUGGUCCAUGCGAGCAUUCAUAUGUUCAUCGUGUACAUGAUUCUGAGAUACAUUCGGGUGGACCACAAGCAGCAGGAGACGGCAUAUGCAGAGCUU